This is a messenger RNA of Oncorhynchus gorbuscha (pink salmon), 5856 nucleotides long. Its product is annotated as GREB1-like protein. The coding region runs from base 1 to 5856 and encodes 1951 amino acids. Gene Ontology annotation, biological process: kidney development; multicellular organism development. The record is from RefSeq and is a predicted model, not a curated record. The transcript has 31 exons. NCBI's taxonomy places the organism in Eukaryota, Metazoa, Chordata, Actinopteri, Salmoniformes, Salmonidae.
AUGGGGAAUUCAUAUGCAGGGCAGCCGAAGUCUGCUCGCUUCGAAGAGGCCCUCCACAACUCUAUCAAGGCCUCCCUUUGCUCCAGCAGUGGAGAACCACAGCCCGUCUUCACUCAGCUAUACCUGGAGCCUGUCCAUUAUCAUGGCAACAUGGAGGAUAUAAAGCCCAAGGUGGACCUGUACCUGCCGUGCGGGAAGCCUCCGUGUCAGGAUCAGCUGAACGGCCAGGCCUCUAAUGGUCUGGAGGAGAUGAAGGUGGACGGCAACUCUGACACCAGCAGCCCCCCACCGCCCAACUUACAAGGCCCCUCGCCCAACAGCUGCUGCACCAUGGACGGUUUCUGUCAGGCCGGUAGGGACCUCCGUCUGGUCUCCAUGUUGACAGAGCCAAUCCAAGUCCCAGCUGGCUUUGAGUUAGUUGGUGCCAAGUCCCCCAGCAUCCCAGAGCACAUCCUGGUGUGUGCUGUGGAUCGACGCUUUCUGCCUGAUGAGAACGGGAGAAAUGCACUUUUAGGGUUUUCAGGGAAUUGUGUUGGCUGUGGAGAGAAGGGGUUCCGGUACUUUACUGAGUUCUCCAACCACAUCAACCUGAAGCUGGCCACGCAGCCCAAGAAGCAGAAGCACUUAAAAUACUACCUGGUGAAGAACUGUCAGGAUGCUCUGUGCAAAGGACCCCUCAUCUGCUGGAAAGACUGUAAGACACGUCAGUUCUCCAUUAGCAGUGCAUACACCUCCAAACCCAACUCCUCAUCCUCCCUGAGCAUCAAGGAGAAUGGAGGCACCAACAGACACAGCUGUUCCCCCUUCUCCCUGUCAGACUCCCCAUCUACCAGAAUUCCCUCUGCAUCCUCUGUGUUCCUCUCAGCCCUGGACCUGGCCCGAGAGUGCAGCUUCCUCAAGCCUUUGGCCUCUACCCCUGGGACAGAGACUCUACCAAUUGUGCCCACAGUUCUGAUAGUGAACAGUCCGGCUAGCGGACUGGGUGCAGAGGGCCGCCCCCCCUUACUGAGCCUCUCCCAGGUGUCUCUGGGAACCCAAGGACAGGGGUACAGAACCUCGGACCCAGGAGAUAGCCCUGUUUCGUCUGCCAUGACCCUUGGCCCGCCCAAGAAGCGCCACCGCGGUUGGCACCCCAACCCCCUGGUCCCAGUCCCCCCUACAGCCGUCCCUGUGCCCACCAUCCAACCCAUCGUCUACUCCCCAGGCUCUGUACUGGCUAUGCCUACUCCUCAGCCGCCUGUAGCAGGGGUCCUUCAGCCCAAAUCUGUCACUGCCGGAGAGACUGUCAUCGUCCCCAACAACCUGCUCAACACCUCAGGAGUCCGUCCUGUCAUCCUCAUCGGGCAUGGUACGUUACCAUACUUCUACGGGAACGUGGGGGACAUUGUGGUGAGCCCCCUGCUAGUGAGCUGCUAUAAAGGCAACCAGCUGACUGAGAAGACCCUGUCCAGUCUUGGACUGAACAGUAGCCAACUGCUCAGUGUGGAAACCAUAAUACUCCUCACCCUGCAGUACCUUGCAAGGCUAGGUUCGGAGCAGAUCCCUCUGAGGGAGUUGUUUGAGCAGAUCGUGCUGAAGGCCAUGUUGAUUUGUCCUGGAGGUCUCUCCAUCUCCCCGGCCCAGCUGCCCUGGCUAGCCCGCCUGGGGGCCAGCGUCUCUGGGGGCAGUGUUCAGGUCCUAGUCACCCAAAACUCCCUGGGGGAGGGCAUCUCCGAGUCCCUGCGCUCACUCUGCAGUGGGCCGCCUCACCAACAGUGCCUACCCACCUACGUGGUUAUUGUUUUUGCCUCCAAGAUGAGCGGCAAUGAGUUCUGUGUGCUCGUUCUGGGGAAGUACCAGGCGAGAGCACUAGCUGAGGGAAUGCUCACCACCAAUGAGUUCCUGAAGGAGAUCAGCUACGAGCUCAUAACAGGAAAAGUCAGUGUCCUGGAGUCUAACUUCAAAACCACAUCACUAGGGGACAACCUGGACAAGCAGCUGCUACACAUCCAGCGGCAACGGAAGGGCCAGGUCAUCCAGCCCUUCCAGGGCGAUGUCACCGACCACAUCCCGUCCCAGGAGGCAGCCACCAUGGUACCUCCCUCCGAGUCAGGUGAGGCAUGGCUACUUGAGUUGUUUCAGAUCCACUCUCCCCAGCUGAGUGUAGCCAGGAGCCUGCUCUCCCUGGUGUGUUCCAUAGCAGACUCAGGCAGCCAGAGUCUGGACCUGGGCCGCUUCUGCAAGGUGGACUUCCUGGUUCUGGUUCCUCCGUCUCAUGUCCUGGUGAACCAGACCGCUCAUCGCAUCCAACAAUCAGGAGUGCUAGUGGACCUGGGUAUAGAGGAUGCUUCCUCAGCUCACCAGAGGUCAGACCAGUAUGUGGUUCGUCUAGAUGGAGACUUCCACGCCAAGAUGGAGGCCUUUAUGCGGAAAGUCAAACAGAAUCCCUACACCCUGUUCGUGCUCAUCCACGACAACUCCCACGUGGACCUGACCAGUGCCCGGUCCGGCUCGGUGUGCCACGGGGAGCUUCAGGGUAUAGCUGACAGGGUGGUAAACUGCCAGGAGGUCCUGGAGGCCUUGAACCUGCUGGUGCUGCAGGUCAGCUGCUUCCCCUUCGCCCUGCAGACAAGACAGUCCCGCAUCAGCGUUCACAACGAGGUGCACUGGCCAGACAACACAGACAGCCUGGGGGAGGUCUCUCCUAAGGAGCUGGUGUACUUUGGCCUGAGGGACCACAGCAGCUCUCUGCGGUGGGGGGUGGCCAGCCCCAUCCUGCGCUGUGAUGACGCCUUCGAGAAGAUGGUCAACAUGCUGCUGGAGAGACAUCCCCGCCUACACAGCAUGGUUAUCAGGAGCUACCUGUUGAUCCAGCAGUACACGGAAGCCAUGAUGGCUCUGAUCUCCUCUCCUUCCCUACGGGACAACAUCACCCCCGAGACCCUGGCCGUGGUGGAGGAUCUGAUCAGUGCUCCGGGCCGGGAGGGGACCAGGGGCCGGGGCCACAUGCUGCUGAUUCGGGUACCCUCUCUGCAGCUAGCCAUGCUGGCCCAGGAGCGCCUGGAGGACGUCAGGAACAAGCUGGGUCUCCAGUUCUGCUUUGCCAUACUGCUGGGGAACCCUGCCGCCGAGCUCAGCCUUCCACGACACUUCGCUAACCGACUCAGGGCCUGGCAGGGAUGUGAAAAUGAGGACUGGAUCCCUCAAACCUAUGAGGAUCUGGAGGGUCUUCCCUGUGUCGUCAUCCUCACUGGAAAAGACCCUCUGGGAGAGACCUUCCCAAGGUCUCUGAAGUACUGUGAUCUGCGUCUGAUCGACUCCAGCUACCUGACACGUACGGCCCUGGAGCAGGAGGUAGGUCUAGCCUGCUCCUACGUGUCCCUGGGGAUGGUGCAGGAGCCCCGCAAGGCAAUGGCCCACAGGGACCAAGAGACAGACAAAACCAGUGGCCCCCAGGACCCAGACCGAGAGCUUCAUGUGGACCUGGAGAAGUCCCAGAGCAAUGUCAGCACUGCUACUAAAGCCUCCGGCUCUCUGGCAGAGAACGGGGUCAGCUAUUCUGAUGUCCCUGACUCCUCCCAGAAGCCCUCCACCUCCUCCUGCCCCCCCGGAGGCAAGGCAGGCAGCAUCAUGAUGGACUGCAGGACAGUUCCGGGCACAGCCUCAUCCUCUCCCUGCUGGGUCAAACAGGAGUGUGACUCCCUGGGUAAUGCUGCCCCCUGCCCCUCCAACACCCCUCCCUCCUGCUCUUCCUCCUCCUCUACCCAAUGCCCCAGCCAGUCCACGGGGUGUGGCGGGGGCAGCAAGUCACCUCUAGUCUCUCCACGGACUGUCAUCCUGUCCCACGCAGCCUACAACCUCCUGGCUCCAGAAUCAGGGAGCCAGCUGAGCUCCUUCUCCCUGCUGCCUCACGCUGAUGUGGGCUGGAGCAGCCUGCUGAGGCCCCUCUUCAAACCUAACCUCCAGGGGGCAGAGCAGAGCAUCUUCUACAGACAGUGGACCGUAGCCGGGCAGCACCAUGCCGACCACGAGGCUCCCCCGGUGCCACACCCACGACGCCUGCUGCUCAGUGGACCCCCACAGGUGGGGAAGACCGGUGCCUACCUGCAGUUUCUACGCAUCCUGUUCCGCAUGUUGAUUAGACUGCUGGAAGUAGAUGUGUACGAUGAAGAGGAGUUGGAGGAAACGACCACGGACAUGUCUGAGGCCACACCCCCAGCAAGGACCCAGUGGCCAGACAUCGAGGAGAUCCGCAAACUACCCUUUGACCUCUUCCCCAGAGACCCUAAGUUCAGAAGGGCCAGUUCCGUUUACACUGACAAGAUGCCAAAGGGCUUGAAAGAUCCCAAACUGGAAGGAGAGAGCCAAAUGCCUGUAAAGAGGGAGACUGUGUCGAUUCGGCUGAGUAUGUUCGCGGCCCACAAUGCAUUUCACCAUUGUAAGCAGUGUCACCAUUAUUGUGAAGGAAGCCCUGCCACACAGCUGUCGGAGUGCACCUUCCACGCCUUCACAUUCUGCUCGUCCAUGCUGGGAGAGGAGGUGCAGCUCCACUUCAUCAUCCCCAAGGCCAAGGAGCAGCACUUUGUCUUCAGCCAGCAAGGCAGUCACCUGGAGAGCAUGAGGCUGCCACUCAUCUCUGCGCAGGACCCCAGUCUGUUGAAGAGCCCCAUCUUCACCCCGACCACGGGGCGUCAGGAGCACGGCCUUUUCAACAUUUUCCAUGCCAUGGAGGGCACCGCCCACCUCCACAUCCUGGUCGUCAAGGAAUACGAGAUGCAACACUACAGGAGAAAAUGGCCCAACCACAUCCUGCUGGUGCUGCCAGCCAUGUUGAACAGCGCUGGAGUCGGGGCAGCACGGUUCAUGAUCAAGGAACUGUCAUACCACAACCUGGAGCUGGAGAGGAACCGUCUGGGAGAGCAGGGGGUCAAGAGGCAUGACAUCUGGCCCUUCAUAGUCAUGAUGAACGACUCCUGUGUGCUCUGGAACGCACACCAACCCCAUGAUAUGGCAGACACAGGGCCCAGUCUGACCAACGUGUCUUUGAAGACGGUGCUGCAACACAUUGAGGCUACUCCUAAGAUCUUCCUGUAUACAAUGUGUGGCACCCGCAAGUGGAGCAGUGCCCUGUCCCGCCGCCUGCCUGCCAUGCCCUUCUCCCGAUGCCACCUCCAUGACUUUGUCAUGCUCAAUGUGGACCUGACACAGAACGUCCAGUACGACUUCAACAGGUACAGCUGUGAGGAGGUGGACUUCAACCUGAGAGCCAACAGCAGUGGUCUGCUGCUCUGUCGUUUCAACCACUUCAGCCUGAUGAAGAAACACAUUCCCUUUGGAGGACACAAGGACUUUCUGGUCAAACCCAAACUCACAGUGAUGGAGAAUCCAGCCCCCAUCAGCCCGUACCAGUAUGUCUGUGCCCCAGACAGUGAUCACACCCUCCUGGCUGCCCCGGCUCAGUUCCUCCUAGAGAAGUUCCUCCAAAGCUGCAGCCACAGACUGUUCCCCAAGGCAGUACAGAACAACAGCAACCCUGUGCUGUCCAUAGACAGUUUCCUCAACAUAGGCCCUGAGGUGUCAGUAUGUUACGUCAGCUCCAGGCCACACUCCUCAAACCUGGACCACCAGGGUCUGGUCUUCAGCGGCCUGCUGCUCUACCUGUGUGACUCCUUUGUUGUCUCUGGCCUCCUCAAGAAGUUUCACUUCAUCAAAGGUGCCACAUUGUGUGUGAUCUGCAGGGACCGUAACUCUUUGCGUCAGACCAUCAUGCGGCUGGAGUUGGAGGACAAGUGGCUGUUCCGCCUGAGGGAUGAGUUCCAGACGGCCAACUGCAGCGAGGACCGGCCCCUCUACUUUCUCACCGGACGCCAUGUUUAA